GAGCCUCUGAGUCUAAACUCAAGUAACAAGAACAUCUGAAACAGGUUCAAAUUAUAUAUUGACAAAUUACACAGAAGAGUGUUGAUUUACCUUAAAGAGAUAGUUCAUCCAAAAAUUUUAAUUCUGACAUCAUUGACUCAUGCACAACACGUUGGGUGAAAUAGUAAAUUACACCUGUCACCAAGCAACAGAGGCUAAACAGAAAACCAAGCAUAUUCAGCAGGCCCUGUGGAGUUUUUCAUAUCUAGAUGGGGAAAAAAGUCAAAAAAGAGGCCGAGCCAUUCCCGAAAGAUGUGUUCGACCCUCUACCCAUCGAGAGCAAAACAGCAGCGACCGCGGUUCUCAUGCUGAGCUCUCCUGAAGAAGAGGUGCUGGCAAAAGCUUGUGAAGCGAUCCACAAAUUCGCAGAAAAAGGUGAUGAGAAUAAGACUUCUUUGAUGUGCUUGGGAGCGAUUGAACCUCUUUCUCGUCUCAUAUCUCACGAGGACAAGACUGUGCGCAGGAAUGCUGUCAUGGCUCUGGGCGUCAUGUCUUCUAACAAUGAAGUUAAAAAGUGUUUGAAGACACUGGAUGUGAUACCUGCAGUCAUCAGCAAACUGUCACCUGAAGAGAAUGUUGUGGUCCAUGAGUUUGCCACAUUGUGUUUGACGUCAUUGUCAGUGGACUUCUCCUGCAAGGUCCAGAUAUUUGACCACAACGGACUUGAACCUCUUAUCCAGCUCUUGUCUAGCCCGGAUCCUGAUGUGAAGAAAAAUUCUGUGGAGUGCAUAUUGAAUCUUGUACAAGACAUUCAGAAUCGUGCGGCUGUGCAGCGUCUAAAUGGACUCCCCCCACUUCUGGAUCUGCUGCGCUCAGAGUUCCCAGUUAUUCAGCAACUUGCACUGCGCACCACAGAGAUCAUCACCACUGACAGUGACACCCGUGUGGCCUUUAGAAAUGCACAGGGCUUUGACAGAAUCCUGGAGCUCCUUGCAACCAAAGAGUUUAGUGAUCUUCAUGAGGGGGCUCUCAGGGUUAUCUGUAAAUGUCUGGAAGACAGCGAGUCCAUGCAGCUGAUUCAGACGAUGGGCGGUCUGGAACAGAUACUGCAGUUUGUUGGCGCGGCCACACUGCCUAAGCAGGCUAAUGCAGUCAAAGCCAUAGCCAGGAUGGCACAGAGCAAUGAGAACAGAAACAUUCUGCAUAACCGGAAUGUAGAAAAAGCCCUCACUGAACUUCUAAUGCAGGAGAAUGAGAGUGUACGUACUGCUGUUUGCCAUGCUGUGGCAGCAAUGAGCAAAAACCUCUCCAGCAAGGAGACCUUCAGAUGCUUGGAUGCGAUCGGGCCCAUUGUGCAGCUGCUGAACAGUGAAGCAAGUGAGCUGAGAACGGCCGCCGCAGAGGCCCUGUCCAGCCUGACCAACAGCAACAAUCUCAAUGCUUAUGCUAUACAUGAUGCAGGGGGUGACAAGCUCUUGGUGCAACAGCUGCGAGACAGCUGCACGGGAGCAGCUGUGUAUGCGGCAUCAGUCUUGACAAACAUGGCAUCACAGGAGGAGCUGCGCAGAAGCAUUCUGGCCCAUGAAGCUAUCCCAGCAUUAGUGGAGCUGCUACACUCCACUGACAACAACACACUCAUCAGUGCAAUGCAGGCUGUGGCUUCACUGGCCUGUGAUGCAGAAGCCAGGCUAGAGCUGAAAAAUGUUGGAGGCCUGUCACCUUUAGCUCAACUGCUUAAAUCAGUCCAUCCUGAAAUUCGGAGAAAUGCUUGCUGGGCAAUUAGUGUGUGUGCAAAUGAUGAAUUAACAGCCCUAGACUUGUGCAAUGCUGGAGCUCUAGAGAUACUCCAGGAAAUCAACCUGUCACCACACCGUAACAACAAAUUUAGUGAGCUGGCACUACAGAAGCUUCUGGACAGCAGUUUAUCGUUGAAGUAUUGUCUGACAGGACACCUGUCAGCCAGCGAUAUAACCACUGAUGGCUUCUACGACCGUGGACAGAUAAGAAUGGGCCAUCAGGUUCCUAGCUUAGAGGAUAUAUCAAAACAAGGGGUCAACCAACAUCGAGCCAUUAUUGCGGUUAACGGGAAGCCCCCGGAUCAAUUUAUUACCAAGGGACCAGAUGAUCGUAAGCCAGACAGUCCAACAGAAACUACGUCCUCAUCUGUUAUGAGCAGCACAAGGAGCAGCAAAACACCAAGUAAAAUGAAGGGAAAGGGUAACAAAGAGGAUGAGAAAAAGAAGGAUGAGGAUGAGAGUAAGUCACAGCAGGAGACGGUGGUAGAUGAAGCAUGGAGCUUUCCGUAUGACGCUGCAUUUCAUAACCUUCUCAAGGAGGCUGUCGAAUCCAUCUCGACACUUCAGGAUGAGGUCAAAAUGUAUACGGCUUUGGCCAUGUUAGUGUGUGAGGCAAUGGGUGGCCAAGUUGAGCCAGAGAAGCUGCAUGACUUCCUAUGGGAACUGCACAUUAGUGAGCUGAAGUUUGAAGCCUGUUCAAACAUCGUUCUCAUUGGAAAAAUAAAAAAAGGCACCUACUUUCAUAGAGCGUUGCUUUUCAAGGUUCUUGCAGACCGAAUUGGGCUGAGCUGCAGUCUUAUUAGAGGAGAAUACAACCGUGCCUGGAACGAAAUCCUCAUCACUGGUCCAAAGAAACGUCAUGGAUACUCUAAGCCUGAAAGCUAUAUUAUAGAUCUCAUGCACCAACCUGGAAACCUCAUGAAAAGCAACUCACCAGCUGCUCUUGCAUAUCAGACCAUUUAAUAGCAAUAUAUGGUGUCUUGAGUAACAAUAAGGGGGGUGGAAGCGGUUAAAGGGUUAGUUCACCCAAAAAUGAAAAUUCUGUGAGUAUUUACUC
Pimephales promelas (fathead minnow) is the source of this 2832-nucleotide messenger RNA. RefSeq names its product armadillo repeat containing 3 (gene armc3). Gene Ontology annotation, molecular function: protein binding. The record is from RefSeq and is a predicted model, not a curated record. NCBI's taxonomy places the organism in Eukaryota, Metazoa, Chordata, Actinopteri, Cypriniformes, Leuciscidae.